AUGUUCUCGAGAAUUUUGUUUUUUACCGUAAUUGGUACGGUAAUUUGUUUGGACACUGUAGACCAAGCGGAUCUUUUUGAACGGCUUGUGCCUGGUUUUAAAGGUAAGUUAACGUAGCUAUCAUGGUCUACCUUAAUCUACAUCUCUUUAUCUUAUUGUAAUCUUUUAUACCGUAACCGGUUUUAACACUGCCCUGCCGAAAGAUACUGUAACGUAACAAAUGGUCAUCAUUUUAGACCAAUUCAUAGCCCGCCAAAACCAACUUUUUGACAAUUUUACCCCAGAACAAAGGAAGGCCAUCAUGAAUAUAGCCAAAUCAAAUCAGACUGAUGUUGGUAAAGUGCAACAAGCCGUAGAAGACCCACAGAUAUUGAACAUGUUACUACAGAAUGCUAGAGACAUUAUGAGAGAGAAUAACGUCACUGAAGGCCUUAUUGAGUUUAUGACUGAAGUAAGGGCUAAUUUUGUGACUUUUGAUAUUUGGGACUGACUUUUGAUACACUUUUCAUUUUAAGCUUGAAAUUUAAAAUUUUCAAAAAUUCCGGAAAAUUUUAAAAAAAAAUUUUUAUUAAUUUUUUUUUUGCAAAAAAUUGCCAUAUUAACCUCAAAAAGUUCAGAUAAUGCGUCAAGGGUUACUUCAUGCCGAUAUAAACUCAAAAACGACCCGUCAAGCCGCUCAAGUGGCUAUCGAAGUUGUACCCAAAUGGGUAGUACAAUAUAACAAAUUAAACGCGGAAGAGAAGCAAAAUUGA
Bursaphelenchus okinawaensis is the source of this 752-nucleotide messenger RNA. NCBI's taxonomy places the organism in Eukaryota, Metazoa, Nematoda, Chromadorea, Rhabditida, Aphelenchoididae. The record is from the annotation of a GenBank genome assembly.